ACUGGUAUCUUUUAGAAUGACAGAAACUGCAACUGAAACCGCUCCGGCCCCUCCCCCGGCAGAACCCGCCGCUGCCAAGAAGAAGCAGCCCAAGAAGGCGGCAGCGGGAGGCGCCAAAGCCAAGAAACCCUCCGGGCCCAGCGCGGCCGAGCUCAUCGUGAAAGCCGUGUCCGCCUCUAAGGAGCGCAGCGGGGUGUCCCUGGCCGCUCUCAAGAAGGCUCUGGCUGCCGGAGGCUACGAUGUGGAGAGGAACAACAGCCGCCUCAAGCUGGCUCUCAAGGCCUUGGUCACUAAGGGGACUCUCACCCAAGUCAAGGGGAGCGGAGCCUCCGGAUCCUUCAAGCUGAACAAGAAGCCGCUGGAGAGUAAGGAGAAGGCGGCCAAGAAGAAGCCAGCGGCGCCCAAAGCCAAGAAACCAGCGGCGGCGGCAAAGAAGGCGCCCAAGUCCCCUAAAAAGCCCAAGAAGGUGAAGAAACCGGCAAAGGCCGCCAAAAGCCCCAAGCAGCCCAAAGCGGCCAAACCCAAGAAGGUGGCCAAGAGCCCGGCUAAAAAGGCCGCCAAGCCCAAAGCUGCCAAGAGCCCGGCUAAAAAGGCCGCCAAGCCCAAAGCUGCCAAGAGCCCGGCUAAAAAGGCCAAGGCCGCCAACCCCAAAGCGGCUAAAGCAAAGAAGGCGGCACCUAAAAAGUAAUGUGGCCCCGGGGCCCCUGCGCAUCGCACCAAAGGCUCUUUUCAGAGCCCCC
Molecule: messenger RNA, 740 nt
Organism: Xenopus tropicalis (tropical clawed frog)
Lineage: Eukaryota; Metazoa; Chordata; Amphibia; Anura; Pipidae
Product: histone H1B
Exons: 1
Coding region: 17-688 (223 amino acids)
Biological process (GO): nucleosome assembly
Cellular component (GO): nucleosome; chromosome; nucleus
Molecular function (GO): structural constituent of chromatin; DNA binding
Source: RefSeq, a predicted model, not a curated record